This is a messenger RNA of Schistocerca americana (American grasshopper), 1080 nucleotides long. Its product is annotated as melanization protease 1-like. The coding region runs from base 1 to 1080 and encodes 359 amino acids. The transcript has 8 exons. NCBI's taxonomy places the organism in Eukaryota, Metazoa, Arthropoda, Insecta, Orthoptera, Acrididae. Gene Ontology annotation, molecular function: serine-type endopeptidase activity. Gene Ontology annotation, biological process: proteolysis. The record is from RefSeq and is a predicted model, not a curated record.
AUGGCCACAACACAGACUAAAGGAACUGCAAGCGGUGGCAAAGAGCAGUGCGAGUCGCCGUGUGUGCGAGUAGCGGAGUGUGGCUGGCUAGUGGAGCUGCUGCAUCACGAAAGGCGCCCCGCAGACGUCGCCGAGUUGAUGCGGGGCCUCGUCUGCGGCAGGAGGGAUGGCCACUUGAUCCACCCAGAGGAGCAGCCGCAGACAGACCAAGGACAGCAGCCAAAGCCAGCUGGGCCUGUCAGGCCACAGGACCCGCUGCAGCACCCCAACCUGCGGCUCCUGCCCAUGGACACAUGUGGACAGGACUAUUCUGACCGCAUCACGGACGGUGUCACUCCCAUCAACAGGUACCCAUGGUUGGCACUGCUCUCAUACUCGCUAGACGACGGCCCCCCCGUGUUGCUGUGCGACGGCGCGCUCGUCACCAGGCGCUACGUGCUGACCGUGGCGCAGUGCAUCAUUCACAAGAACCUCAACCGCUACAAGCUGGUGAGUGUACGGCUGGGCGAGUGGGACCAGCGCACAGACGUGGACUGCGACGGCGACUUCUGCGUGCCUCCGGCACAGGACUUCGGAAUCGAGCAGUCCAUUCCGCACCCGGAGUACACCCCUAAGCUCUCCAACGACAUCGCGCUGCUCAGACUUGACCGCGACGCUCCCUAUUCGCCUUUGAUCACACCAAUCUGUUUGCCGGUGGCUCCUGAGAUGAGGCACGCGACAUUCGUUGGGAAGAAUCUUGUUGUGUCUGGAUGGGGUGACACCAGAGAAGGUUAUAUCACCCCAGUGAAGCUGUAUAUACAACAGCCGGUGGUGGACGAGCAGACUUGCCAGCAGAGGUACUCGCGCUGGAACCAGCACAUCAUGCCAUCUCACAUAUGCGCCGGCAGCAAGGAAGGCAACAACUCCUGCUACGGCAGAAGUGGCAGCCCACUCAUGGCCUUCGAGGGCCAACCGCCCAGUGGUUUCCUCAUCGGCGUUGUCUCGUUUGGCCCCACAGCGUGCAUCAAAGUGGACGCUCCCACUGUCUACACCCGUGUCUCGUCCUUCCUCACCUGGAUACUUGACAACAUUAGACCUUAA